ACGCCACACUACUUUAACAAUCAAUACAUUUUUUGUUUUCCCCCUAUAAAUACCAGCACUAACAUCUACUCAUCCACUUCAUUCCAUUCUUGUUUUUCUUCUUUGCACCUUCUGUUUUGAGAUCCCUAAAAUGGAGAGUUUUGAUGCUAAAAAUAUGCAAAGCCCACCUUUGAAAUGUUACAAAUAUUUGUUGGGAACACAGAUUAUGUUGAGAAUUAUGGCAACUGCAUUCACAUUGGCGUCCACUUGGAUUAUUCUUACCAGCAAGCAGACUGUUACUGUAUUUGGCAUUGAGAUGGAUGCUCGUUAUAGCUAUUCUCCAAUUUUCAAGUUCUUUGCUUUUGCAAAUAUCAUAGGAUGUGCCUUCUCUGUUAUGUCCCUGUUUCUUUUCUCUGUUUUAGGCCAUAAGGGACUUGAGCCAAAGAACUACUUUUACAUGUUCCUUCAUGAUUUGAUUGCAAUGGCACUGCUGCUAGCUGGAUGUGCAGCAGCAACAGCAGUUGGAUAUGUGGGGAAAUAUGGAGAGAUGCAUUCAGGAUGGAUGCCCAUUUGUGACCAUGUUUCCAAAUUCUGUCACAAAGUUACAAAUAGUGUCAUGCUCUCCUACUUUGCUGUGCUUUUCUACCUCUGCCUCACCAUAAUAUCUGCAAAUCAAUCCAGACAGAUCCAAGUUUAACACUUCAGAAGUAUCUUAAUUAGCAGUGAAGAAGCCCAAGAAAGUUCGUUUUGCAUCAACAUAUCAGAGAGUAGAAACAAAAAAAUUGAGCAACUAAUUAGGUUUAUUCUUCACUAUUCUGAAUUGAUGCAAGGUUGUUUGAGGGCUACUGAGUCCAAAUGCGCGUUGUAUAUUAGUUGUCGGCUAUAGUGUGCAAGAUAUUUGCAGAUCAAUCUUUUAAUUUGAGUUGUAUUAAGAGUUCAACCCUGUUUAGUUUAAGUUAGUAAUGACCUUUCUUUUCUCUUCUUUUUCAGUUGUAUGCAUGGUAAAUGUAAUGUCACUUCUUUUAUACUCUAAACGAUUUUAAUUCAACAAGUAUAAUGCUAGAUGGCAUCAAUAUUUGGAGGCUGUUCAAUUGGUCCG
This is a messenger RNA of Lycium ferocissimum, 1078 nucleotides long. Its product is annotated as CASP-like protein 1F1. The transcript has 3 exons. The record is from RefSeq and is a predicted model, not a curated record. NCBI's taxonomy places the organism in Eukaryota, Viridiplantae, Streptophyta, Magnoliopsida, Solanales, Solanaceae. Bases 131 to 676 code for a protein of 181 amino acids.